Messenger RNA from Rhipicephalus sanguineus (brown dog tick), 2310 nucleotides. Its product is annotated as membrane metallo-endopeptidase-like 1. The record is from RefSeq and is a predicted model, not a curated record. The transcript has 3 exons. Gene Ontology annotation, biological process: protein processing. The coding region runs from base 1 to 2310 and encodes 769 amino acids. Gene Ontology annotation, molecular function: metalloendopeptidase activity. Lineage: Eukaryota; Metazoa; Arthropoda; Arachnida; Ixodida; Ixodidae. Gene Ontology annotation, cellular component: plasma membrane.
AUGGAAGCCAAGGAUGAAAAGCAGGCCGAGGAAGUUAAGCCCGAAGAAGUCAAGCCCGAUGAAGUCAAAGCCGAGGAUGUCAAGCCAGAGAAACAAGACAUGGACAGCGAAGAGAUCCAGCUGCCCAGAGAAGAGCUGAUCCUCUCGGCGAACGCACUGUCUGUGCUCGUGUUCGAGGUGACUGUGAUCGCCAUCGUGGUCGCGUACAUCCUGAUCACCGCGCCGGCAAGGUCGACUUUCUCGGAGUUAAUCGAGCCCUGCCGCAACCUGAGUUGCUUCCAGCUCGACCUGGAGCUGUACACGUCCAUGAACCUGUCGGCGGACCCGUGCUCGAACUUUUACCAGUACACAUGCGGCCUGUGGGGCGACCAGCACAAGGGAUUCGCAAACCAGUUCGACCUGCUCGAGGCGAAAGUAUCCAACUUCGUCAAGCAUCGUGUGAUGGAGGAGGAGGCGAGGCUCGCGGCAGGUGGUCCCUUUUAUGCAGGUGACCGAACUGUGACGACCUACCUGUCGUGCGUGGAUGUCUACAAGAAACAGGGCGACACGUCGUCCAUGAUCAAGGAGCUCGUGUUCUCGAAGCUCGAGGCAGACUUCGCGGACCAAACGAAACAUUUACCUUUGACAGCACCGGAAACGCUAGGCGUACUCGCACAUCUAUCUCUCGAUUGGAAUUUGGGUAUUUUCGUAGACUUUACGAUCGCGCCGUUGGCCAACAGCGCGGAGCAGCAACAGCAAGCGGAGAACAAGAUGAUCGUGUAUAUCGAUUACAGCGAUACGGUCCCGCUGUGGAAAAUGCACAAGGAGAAGUUUUUUGGCUCCAGAGGCCCUUCACAGUGCUUCCGAGAUUUCUGGGCUUUGAUUUCAACCGGUGAAGUAGAUGAACACAACCUAGAGCUACUUGUUAAAACGGACGUUCGUGUUACCACGACUUGGAGCCUCGCGGCCUCUUCUGUGAAGAAGUCGAAGAAUAUUCAGGUGAAAGAGACACCUUCUACGAAGCUGAAAGCUGAUCACUGGCUGUCGGCGAUUAACAAGCGUCUUCCCCAAGACGCGCAGCUCACGGAGGAUAGUAACGUUUACGUUGCCGACUUAGGAAUCUUCGCACAUACCGAAGAGGUGUUAGAUGUAGAGGAUGCAGAGGAUAUGGAGGCAUUAUACGCACUCAUAAAGUUUCAUGUCGCGCGUCUUCUCGCGCCUUUAACUUCCUACAAGUUGCUACACUCCGCCUUGGGAAAUCCACCGGACGACACGGCUGCAUCGGAGAUCGUUACGAGAGAGUGCGUCGCCGCUAUUGACCGGCUUUUCCCGUAUGCCUGGCCACUAUUCCUCUUCGGCAAGAAAAUCACGUCAACGAAGUUGAUGAUAGCCAAGACAAUGUACCAGUAUUUGACAGAAGCGACGAAGACGGCUCUGUCGUGGCUCUCUGACGAUGAUCGGAACGCCUCCGAGGCGAGGCUCAACUCGCUAGUUCCCGUCAUCGCUUGGCCCGAUAAUACCUACGACCCGAACGAGCUGUCUAUGCUGUGCCCUCCCGAUAAGGAUAAAAACACCGCCUUCAUCAGCUCUUACCUUUCUUCCGUCGAAGUACUCAACGGCAAGCGCAAAGCCGAGCUGGCCCCUGUUCAGAUCAGUCCGCCGCCGGCGAAUGACAGCGCCGGUUUUCGGGCCUUCGACGUUACCGCCGUGUACUCCCCGUGGCGCGGCACUCUGUACGUUCCGCCGGCCAUUUUGUUCGAGCCGUUCAACAUCGAGGCGAGCUUGGCGUUCACGUGGGGCGCCCUAGGCCACGUCCUAGCGCACGAACUGUGGCACGCUGCCUUCGGCGACUUCACGCUCGGUGUGUCACCCGCGACCGACGUGGUCGUGAGCGCGACGCGCUAUAAGAAGCACGAGUGCUUCUCCAAGGUCGUGGAAAAGGCUGGGAGCACAGCCAAGACCGCGGACUUCUCGGCACCCGAAGGCUUUGCGGACAUCGCCGGAUUGCAGACUGCGCAGUCUUCCUUCGCUAAUAGCUGGGGCGCCACCAAGAGCGGUGGAAACGGCACCGCAGGAUUUACCCCUGAGCAGCUGUUCUACAUCGGCUCCUGCUUCAAGUGGUGCGCCGAUAACGGCGACGCUCAUCCUCUAGGUUCCAAGGUCAACAUCAAGCCGCGCGUGCGGUGUAACGCGCCGAUCAUGAUGGUCGCUGGCUUCGCUGAGGCGUUCGGCUGCACGGACGACAGCCCCAUGAUGAAAAUGCGAAAGGCUAAGCGUUUCUGCAACGAAUCCAACUCGGGAGAUCACGCCUCUUCGCAAACCAUAAAAUGA